UCGGGCACGUGAUUUACCUUUCCUCAUCCUCAUCUUUUUUUGGUGCGAAGCCAGCGAUCGUUUACAAAUACCCUAACUCACCGAUCCCGCCCCAAAACCCUUGACUCGGUCCGAGUCAACUCACCGAGUUAAUCACAAAUGGACACGCACUCCUCCCAUCUCGCUGCAUCGAACCGUUCGCGGAGCUCUCAGUCCCCGUCGCCGUCGCACUCGGCCUCUGCCUCUGCCACCUCGUCCAUCCACAAGCGCAAGCUCGCGUCCGAGGACCACGCGCCGCCGUUCCCUCCCUCUUCAUUCUCCGCGGACACGCGCGACGGCGCUUUGACCUCCAACGACGACCUCGAGAGCAUUUCUGCCCGAGGUGGUGGCGCCGAUUCCGACUCGGACGAUGAGUCCGACGCUCUGGUCGACGACGACGAGGAGGACUUCGACAACGACUCGUCCAUGCGCAACUUCACGGCGGCGCGUCUCGAUAACAGUGGCGCUUCUGCCGUGGCGCGCAACUCGAAGCUCAAAACGGAGAAUGCAACGGUCAAGAAUGAGAGUUCAGACGGCGCUAAAGACGGAGGUGGAACCACCGGGACCGGUGCAGUGGGGCCCACCGUUGCCGGAGGCUCGGUGCCGGGGAUCAUGGUGAAGGAGGACGCCACUAAGAUCUUCACGGAGAAUAUACAGACCAGUGGGGCUUAUAGUGCCAGAGAAGAGAGUUUGAAGAGAGAGGAGGAAGCGGGGAGGCUCAAGUUUGUGUGCCUUUCGAAUGAUGGUAUUGAUGAGCAUAUGGUUUGGUUGGUAGGAUUGAAGAACAUAUUUGCCAGGCAGCUACCUAACAUGCCCAAGGAGUACAUUGUCCGACUUGUUAUGGAUAGAAGUCAUAAAUCAGUUAUGGUUAUCAGACGUAAUCAUGUUGUUGGUGGCAUAACAUAUCGACCGUAUGUCAGCCAAAGGUUUGGAGAGAUAGCUUUUUGUGCAAUCACAGCUGAUGAACAAGUAAAAGGUUAUGGCACCAGACUGAUGAAUCACUUAAAACAGCAUGCACGGGAUGUUGAUGGGCUAACCCAUUUCCUGACAUACGCUGACAAUAAUGCUGUUGGCUAUUUUAUUAAACAGGGUUUUACAAAAGAGAUUCACUUGGAGAAAGACCGAUGGCAUGGCUAUAUAAAAGAUUACGAUGGAGGAAUCCUAAUGGAAUGCAGAAUUGACCCAAAGCUACCAUACACCGACUUAUCAACUAUGAUUCGUUGUCAGAGGCAGGCGAUCGACGAGAAGAUAAGAGAGCUCUCAAAUUGUCACAUUGUUUAUCCUGGCAUUGAUUUUCAAAAGAAAGAAGCUGGUGUUCCUAAAAAAAUCAUUAAGGUUGAGGACAUCCCUGGCUUGAGGGAGGCUGGGUGGACCCCUGAUCAAUGGGGCCAUUCGCGGUUUGGAGCUUUGUCGGCUUCCACAGACAGUGGCAGAAAGCAUUUGACUGCAUUCAUGCGAGUACUUCUAAAGUGUAUGCAUGACCAUGUUGAUGCCUGGCCAUUCAAGGAACCAGUUGAUGCACGUGAUGUUCCUGAUUAUUAUGACAUCAUCAAAGAUCCCAUGGAUCUGAAGACUAUGUUGAAGAGGGUAGAGUCGGAACAGUAUUACGUAACGUUUGAGAUGUUUGUUGCGGAUGCCAAGAGGAUGUUUGCAAAUGCACGCACUUACAACUCCCCCGAUACCAUUUACUAUAAAUGUUCAACCAGGCUGGAAGCCCAUUUUCAAAGCAAAGUUCAAUCAGGACUCCAAGCUGGUGCCAAAAUCCAGCAGUGAAUUAGAUGAAUGUACAUACCGGUUUCAUUACGUUCAGCUGCCUGGCCCCAUGGCAAUGCUUUAUGUUGUAUUUUUAGUUUUUAUUUAAUUUUUUCAAAAUUUGUAUGCACUUACCAUCAUGGAGUCAUGUUCUCUGCUGGCUUUUCCUCUUUCUGCCUUCUUGUUACAAUUCAGACUUUUAUUGAAAUCCAAAUGGUUUUAUAUCA
Molecule: messenger RNA, 1997 nt
Organism: Prunus avium (sweet cherry)
Lineage: Eukaryota; Viridiplantae; Streptophyta; Magnoliopsida; Rosales; Rosaceae
Gene: HAG1
Product: histone acetyltransferase of the GNAT family 1
Biological process (GO): chromatin remodeling; positive regulation of transcription by RNA polymerase II
Cellular component (GO): histone acetyltransferase complex
Molecular function (GO): histone H3 acetyltransferase activity; protein binding
Source: RefSeq, a predicted model, not a curated record